GGAACUCUGCACCCUCCGAAACAACCUCAGCUCAGUGAGAGCGUAAGUCGGAGCAUCCAUGAGGCUUUUUACAGAAUAAAAAUGGUAAUCGGCGUAAUUCAGGCAACACACGCAAUUUUCGAGAGCCGUAGUUCUAGGUUGCUCCCCGAAAUUGGCAUCUGGAUUUGUAUCAGUCACAAGCGUCUUCUUUCUCCCCAUCGAUAAUGUCUACUGAAACCAACAUCGCAGAGACACCGGCAUCUACUACCACUGCAUCUGCCACCCCCGAACCGAGGUUCAUUAUCGUUUCCAAAGGCGCGAAACGUGUUUUUCUGCGGUGGCCAGAUGUAGCUGAAUAUGACGCCUUAUUCGUUGCAUUAAAUCGCCACUUCCCAGAGAUCCACCCUCAAUAUAAGAAUAGUUAUGCCAUUCAAACCAAUGAUUUAGCCAUUUGCGAUGGGAUAUUUGUCGAUAUUCCCGGCGAGUUGUGGAAGGAGAUGAGCACAAAGAUAAGCCGGAUAAGAAUUAUGGACAAGUCUGUUUCUCGCAGGCUGAAAUUCCAUCAGCUUCUCAUGAAUAUCGCGUAUUGGGGAGGUAGUACGGUAGCAUGCCCGUAUCAAAUCUCCAAGGUAUUGUCGACGACCGAGUCCAAGUAG
This is a messenger RNA of Desarmillaria tabescens, 635 nucleotides long. RefSeq lists its product as uncharacterized. Lineage: Eukaryota; Fungi; Basidiomycota; Agaricomycetes; Agaricales; Physalacriaceae. Bases 204 to 635 code for a protein of 143 amino acids. The record is from RefSeq and is a predicted model, not a curated record. The transcript has 4 exons.